This is a messenger RNA of Cutaneotrichosporon cavernicola, 579 nucleotides long. RefSeq lists its product as uncharacterized. NCBI's taxonomy places the organism in Eukaryota, Fungi, Basidiomycota, Tremellomycetes, Trichosporonales, Trichosporonaceae. The record is from RefSeq and is a predicted model, not a curated record. Bases 1 to 579 code for a protein of 192 amino acids. The transcript has a single exon.
AUGCGCGUCCUCGCUCUCCUCUGGGCUACAGUGGCGUUGUCCCUCCCGCUCGCUGCCCCUGGUGGGCAGUCUCAAUCUCCCGUGCAGCUGGUUCUGCAUAGCAAGCCCGACAGCGUCGGGCCUUUUGUCAUCGAGCACAUUUCCGACUCCCACUCCCGUGUUCCCUCUCCUCCUCUCCCCUCGCAUGUCCAACCUCCACCUCCGCCUUCCCCUCCGCCGCACCGCUUGCCACCCGAGUUGCGGCUGCCGACAAAGCAACGCCUUCCCCCAGGGUACGCCGAACUGGAUCGGCCAGAGCGCAAGCUCGAGCGCUCAGACAACACAACUGAGCCAGACGCCGACGCCGACGACACGGACGUAAGUCUCUGCAUCACGCUUGCGGCACUCGCGGCCCUCGCUGGCGACGCACACGAACAGGGCGAGGUGCGCCUGUGCAUGGGUGCCGACACGAGCCCCGCGCGCAGGGUGUACACUCGGUUUAUAAAGUGGGCUGCACAGCACCCUGCCUACUCUCAUCCGGUAGACCUCGCCCGAGCUUGGGCCUCGGUCGUCCAACAAGCCUUCAUCGACAUGUUGUAG